Molecule: messenger RNA, 1796 nt
Organism: Trichoplusia ni (cabbage looper)
Lineage: Eukaryota; Metazoa; Arthropoda; Insecta; Lepidoptera; Noctuidae
Product: putative nuclease HARBI1
Exons: 6
Coding region: 481-1533 (350 amino acids)
Source: RefSeq, a predicted model, not a curated record
ACAAAUAAAUAUUCUUGAUUCUUGAUCCGUCAGAAAAAAUAUAUCGCAAAACAACGGUUGGUGGCUAGUAGUUAAUAUAAAAUUUAAGGAAACGAUUCUUAAAAAAGCAUACGCUGCAGGAGAGUUUUGAUUUGUAUAAUAUUUAUAAAUAGAUACUAAUGCCCGGUUCCUAUAAGUCAAAAACGAAUCGUUUCUGUUACGAAUAGUUAAAAUUUCAACCAGGCGUAACACGAAACCAUUCCUAUAAAACACUACUCGUUACCCAAAUAACCGACAUCUGGUUACUAACGGAUGAGAGGGCGUUAGUAAGCACAAAGUAUGGAAAUGUGUUGGAAUGUGUUCCUAUAAAUAUUUUCUACCGUCACUGAACUGUCAAAACAACGUCUCGUUACCGUUUUGUUUACUGGUCAAAUUCGGUCAGUUAACAAUCGUGAACAUUUUCUUUUGGUUGAAAUUGUGUUUAUCGUGAUUUCUGUAAUAAUGUCGAGCUCUGAAAGUGAUAGAGAAAUCAUGGCUUUGUUAUCAGACGAAGAUACGGAUCAAGAAGUGGGAUUAAGAAUUUAUAAACAAAGGAUUGAUUAUUUUUCCGUGCUUGAUAACCAAGAAUUUCAGCUGAGAUUUCGGCUCGACAAACCCGCUGUGGAACAAUUACUCAGUGAAAUUUAUCCUAAUUUAAGAGUGAAAGGAAGACGAAACCAUGGAAUACCACCAAUACAUCAGUUGCUGCUUACUUUACGUUUUUAUGCACUAGGAACAAUGUUAUUAUCAGUAGCUGAUUUUAUAGGUGUGUCGAAAACAUCAGCUUGUCGUAUCGUAUUUGAUGUUAGCUGUGCUAUAGCACGGCUAUAUAACACAUAUAUUCGCAUGCUCCCAAACACUGAGCAGGAUUUUUAUAAUAUAUCACGCUUUCCACGUGUUCUUGGAGCUCUUGAUGGUACACAUAUUAGAAUUCAAUCACCAUGUUCUCAAAUUGGAGAAGAAUUCAGAAACAGAAAAGGCUACUUUAGCAUUAAUGUGCAAGCUGUAUGUGAUGCUAAUUUAUUGUUUAUGAAUGUUGUGGCACGUUGGCCUGGUUCAGCACAUGAUGCAACAAUAUUUAAUAAUUCUGAACUGCGAGCUCAAUGUGAAAGUGGCUUAUUUGGCAAUAAAUGGUUACUUGGAGAUAGUGCAUAUCCACUAAAAUCAUACCUUUUAACACCUUUGUUAAAUCCCCAAACACAGAGUCAACAACUUUAUAAUGAAGCCCAUAUUCGUACUAGGAACUGUAUUGAAAGAUGUUUUGGAGUUUGGAAACGAAGAUUUCCUAUUGUAGCCUUGACAAUGCGCCUAAGCCUCUCAAGAGCCAAUGCAGUGAUCAUAGCAACAGCAGUACUCCACAAUAUUUGCCGGUUGAGAAGCCUCAGUGACAUACCACCAGAAGUGGAAAUUCUAGAUGCAGAUGUACCUUCACCAAGUUAUAAUGAAAGUUCGAAUCAGACUGGUACUACAGAAAGAGAUAAUCUAAUCACACAAUAUUUUAACAACUUGAUAUGAGAUGCCACAGGCCUGCACACAAUAGAGAGAGUAUGAACCAGGAAAUAUGUAACAAAUGAAGAAUUUUUGAUUAUUGGUCUAAUAUCUUAUUACAAUUAUUGUUUGAAUUUAUUUUUUUACUUUAUUCUUGUAUGAAAAUAAGUAAAUAUGACUAGGUAUUUAAAUUAGAUAUGACAUGUUUGUAUUGUCCCAUAGUGAAUAGAGAUAGUGUUAGGGUGUAAGAGGUUGUAUGUAUUCAUAAUACAAUAAAUAGAUAAUGAAAA